Funneliformis caledonium is the source of this 570-nucleotide messenger RNA. The record is from the annotation of a GenBank genome assembly. NCBI's taxonomy places the organism in Eukaryota, Fungi, Glomeromycota, Glomeromycetes, Glomerales, Glomeraceae.
AUGGCAGAAUAUGGAUCGCACGUUGCAGCUGUCGGGAAAACGUGUCUUCUUAUAAGUUAUACUACAAAUGCUUUCCCUGGCGAAUAUAUUCCAACCGUAUUUGAUAAUUAUUCAGCGAAUAUUAUGGUUGAUGGAAAACCGAUUAAUCUAGGACUUUGGGAUACAGCGGGACAAGAAGAUUAUGAUAGGUUACGUCCGCUCUCAUAUCCACAAACCGAUGUAUUUUUGAUAUGCUUUUCAUUAGUCAGUCCACCUUCCUUAGAAAAUGUUAAAAAUAAGUGGUACCCAGAAAUUUCUCACCACGCUCCAAAUAUACCAAUUAUUCUGGUUGGAACAAAGCUUGAUCUUCGUGAAGAUAAAGAUACCAUUGCUAAAUUACGUUUGAAAUCUCAAACACCAAUCACAUAUCCCGAAGGAUUACAAAUGGCUAAAGAUAUUGGAGCCGUGCGUUAUCUUGAAUGUUCUGCCUUAACACAAAAAGGAUUAAAGAAUGUUUUUGAUGAAGCUAUUCGUGCGGUUCUUUCACCUAACCCUGUUAGAAAGAAGAAAUCAAAAUGUGUCGUCAUGUAA